Guyanagaster necrorhizus is the source of this 1031-nucleotide messenger RNA. Its product is annotated as aldolase. Bases 1 to 933 code for a protein of 310 amino acids. NCBI's taxonomy places the organism in Eukaryota, Fungi, Basidiomycota, Agaricomycetes, Agaricales, Physalacriaceae. Gene Ontology annotation, molecular function: 4-hydroxy-tetrahydrodipicolinate synthase activity. The record is from RefSeq and is a predicted model, not a curated record. The transcript has 3 exons.
AUGGCCCAUCCACCGCCACCUGGAUGUCACGUUGCCGCCGUCCUUUUCAUGACAGAGAAUGAAGAUCUCGAUCCUGAAGCUAUAGAAUCUCAUACAUUGAGAUUGGCACUGGGAGGCGUUGCUGGUAUACUCGUGCACGGUGAUAAUGGGGAGGCUCAGCUGCUCUCAGAGAGUGAGCGACGCGAUGUUAUCAAGAUCACCCGCCAGGUGUUGGACAAGAACGGGUUCACUAACGUUCCUGUCAUCGCUGGUGCCAGUGCAUCGUCUACCAGAAUGACAGUCCAGCUAUGCAAGGAAGCAGCAGAUUCCGGCGCGUCGUAUGCACUUGUCUUGGCGCCUGUUCCCUGGCCCCUGAAGAUCACCCCUGAAUCUGCUAUCGCUUCAUAUCGCACGAUCGCAGAUAAUUCGCCCAUUCCCAUCAUCAUCUACAAUUUCCCAACGGUCACGAACGGGUUGAACCUCGACUCUGACGUGAUCGCGGAUCUUGCGGAGCACCCAAAGAUCGUAGGCGUGAAGCUCGCUUGCGGUGAAAUGGGUAAGCUUCACAGACUCGCAUCGGUUUUCUCUCCGUCCGAAUUUGGGAUAUACACGUCGACGACGGAUUGCAUGCUCCACGGUAUGAUAUCUGGAUGCGCUGGGACGAUGUCAGCGUCACCGAAUAUAACCCCCAAGCUGCAUGUGAAGCUGUAUGAUCUUUUCAAGCAGGGUAAUAUGGACGAGGCGCUGAAAUUGCAGACGGAUAUUGCCCAUGCGGAUUGGGCGGUAAGGAAGCUUGCGCCACUUUCUGGGUUCAAGACGGUCGUAGCGAAGAAUUUUGGUUAUGGGAGUAAUGUUGUGCGUUCGCCGUUGAAGGCCGCGGGGGCAAAUACUUUUGUGGGGAGCAAGCAUUCCGCGGCUUUGGAGAAAGUGAUCUGGAUGGAGAAGCACCUUUGAGGAGCAUGUUAUGGAGAAUAUGGCUUGGAUCAAUACAAUCGUGUCUUUGUACAAGGGUGGCUGUUCGCACUUGGUGCCACCAAAGUCACGGCCUCAUG